Ailuropoda melanoleuca (giant panda) is the source of this 3314-nucleotide messenger RNA. It is a transcript of the gene HSD17B7, whose product is annotated as hydroxysteroid 17-beta dehydrogenase 7. Gene Ontology annotation, molecular function: estradiol 17-beta-dehydrogenase [NAD(P)+] activity; 5-alpha-androstane-3-beta,17-beta-diol dehydrogenase (NADP+) activity; 3-beta-hydroxysteroid 3-dehydrogenase (NADP+) activity. The transcript is spliced from 9 exons. Gene Ontology annotation, biological process: cholesterol biosynthetic process. The coding region runs from base 119 to 1123 and encodes 334 amino acids. NCBI's taxonomy places the organism in Eukaryota, Metazoa, Chordata, Mammalia, Carnivora, Ursidae. Gene Ontology annotation, cellular component: endoplasmic reticulum membrane. The record is from RefSeq and is a predicted model, not a curated record.
CGCCGGGCUCUGAUUGGACAGCGGCGGCGUGGGCCUGGCGGCGGCGGGCGACCGAUUUCUCCGCUCCUGAGGCGGUGGCGGGUCCCGGCUGCGCGGCUUGGCGGUGGGGAGGGAGACCAUGCAAAAAGUGGUGUUGGUCACCGGGGCCAGCAGUGGCGUUGGCCUCGCACUCUGCAAGCGGCUGCUGGAGGAAGACGAGGAGCUGCGCGUGUGUUUGGCAUGCAGGAACGUGGGCAAAGCGGAAGCCGUCCGCGCGGCACUCCUGGCCUCUCACCCCACCGCCGAGGUCAGCGUCGUGCAGGUGGAUGUCAGCAAUGUCCAGUCAGUCAUCUGGGCCGCCAGGGAGCUCAAGCAAAGGUUUCAGAGAUUAGACUACGUCUAUCUGAAUGCUGGGAUCAUGCCCAAUCCACGGCUGAAUAUCAGAGCACUUUUCUCUGGCCUCUUUUCAAGAAAAGUGAUUCAUAUGUUCUCCACCGCUGAAGGACUGCUGACCCAGGAAGAUAAAGUCACUGCCGAUGGGCUCCAGGAAGUGUUUGAAACCAACGUCUUUGGCCACUUUAUUCUGAUUCGGGAACUGGAGCCUCUCCUGUGUCACAGCGACAGUCCUUCCCAGCUCAUCUGGACAUCUUCUCGCAAUGCAAGGAAAUCUAAUUUCCACCUUGAGGACAUCCAGCACAGCAGCGGCCAGGAGCCCUACAGCUCCUCCAAAUACGCAGUUGACCUGCUGAGUGUGGCCCUGAACCGGAACUUCAACCCGCGGGGUCUGUAUUCCAGCGUGGUGUGUCCAGGGACAAUGGUGACCAAUAUGACGUGUGGCAUUCUCCCUCCCUUUGUGUGGACACUGCUGAUGCCCAUCAUAUGGCUGCUUCGCUUUUUUGCAAAUGCUUUCACUUUGACACCGUACAACGGAACAGAAGCCCUGGUAUGGCUCUUCCACCAACAGCCCGAGUCUCUCAAUCCUCUGACCAAAUAUCUGAGUGCCACCACCGGCUUUGGAAGCAAUUACGUAACGACCCACAAGAUGGACCUAGAUGAAGACACUGCUGAAAAAUUUUACCAAAACUUACUGGAACUGGAAAAGCACAUUAGGGUCACCAUUCAAAAAACAAAUAAUCAGAGCUGACGAUGACACUUUCUGAAAGAUCACAUACCUACCGUGCAUUCUGGGUUUCUGUUGAGUUGUGUGAACAGGAAGUUAGAGUUGUCUCUUUUCCCUCCUUUCAAGAUUAUCUCUAAGACUGUGUAUGUGUGCACGUGGAUGUACACGUGAGAAAAAGACUGAUAAGUAAUAUAUGGGUUAGCUGUUCUCCAGAAUGGUGUCACAUCAAAAGAGUGCUCAAGUCACCCAACCAAGUGUGUGUUUAUUGGUUCUGCCAACUGGAGCCCAAGCUCCACUUGGUGGGAUGACACGUGGACUCGAACAGUUGUGACACAGGCACUCACCAGUCCUCCAUUUGGCCUGCCCGAGCAGGAGGAAGUACUGUCCACUCUCUGAGUGGGAAUCUGAGCUUUAUUCCUUUUCUUACGGACAGUUUUCUUAGGUCUUGUACCUUAUUUCUUCCUCCACGUGCUGCUUCUAAAAAUCCUGAGAUUGUGGGACAUCUGGGUGGCUCAGUCAGUUAGGCGUCCAACUCUUGAUUUCAGCUCAGGUCAUGACCUCAGGGUCAUGAGAUCGAGCCCUGAGUUGGGCUCCCUGCUCAGCACAGGGUCUGCUUAGGAUUCUUUCUAUCCCUCUGCCCCUCCCCCUGCCCACGUGCUCUCUCUCUCAGAAAAAUAAAAUCUUUAAAAAUCCUGAGAUUGUUAGAAUCCUAACAGUUCUAAUAUGGAUACCCAUAUAGUUAAUCACAGGAACAAUAGUAUGUAGGUGUUUGGGCCACUUGAUUUAUUUCUUCUUUGGAAGUGUCUUUCAUUGAUGUUGAUAGUGGUCCGUGUUAUUAAUAUUGGGCCUGACCUUUAACAUCACUUGCAGAUUUGUUCAUUGCUGACCAACCUGUUUUUCAUGAUUAUAUUUUAAUGUAUGCAGACUUGCAGCAAAAAUUAUUUACUCACAUUGUUUCAAAGAAAUUUUCCAAUUGAAUAAUUGCUGGUGGGAUGUCUGCUGGUGUCAGUAGUGCUUGGAAGUGGUUAAGACUGAGUUUGCAUAUGAAGACAAAAUGCUAAACUGCCCAGAUGUUUUUACCCUACAUAUAACCAUGAUACCUGGAAUAUAAUAAAGUCAGCAAAAUUUUGAACAUAAUAAAAGUGAAAAAUUGUAUAGAAAUAUAGUUUCUAUACAUUCUAAGUAUGAAUUUUUGGCUAUAGUUUAUCUCGUUUUGUUGCUAAAGAUAUUUUUCAUAAAGUUAAGUAUUCUGUAUGUGCAAAUGGGCUGAAUGCUUCUCCCCGCUCCCUGCUCCCUGCUGUCUUUGAGAAGAAGGGGUGAGGUUGGAGAGCUGAGAGCAGCACUGGGUUGUGCUCUUGUGAUCACUCACACUGCAAGUUUGCAAGAAGCACUUUAUUGUGAAUCUCAGGUUCCUCGUCUGUAAAGCGGAGUCAUUCUCUUUCUGCUUCCUCCACUCUGGGGUGUAGAGGAACGUUAAAUGCAAUAAUACAUGUGAAUGAAUAAAGAGCAUUUUUGAGAACGAGGACAGCAAGUUUUCCUUAGAGAUGGUUAAGCCAGAAUGUCGUGGUUCAGAUGGUGCUGUGUGGGGCGCUGAGUGACAUUGUCCCAUCGGACGGGGAGCGGGUUUGGUUUUCUGCGUGCUGAUCCUUCACCCGGAGGCAGCAUCCAGGCAAGCAGGAGGGUGCUGGGGGUGGAUCGUGGGUGCUGGGACGGGGAGGACACUGGGUCAAAUUUGGGUUCAGUCAUUAACUAACUUGAUGACUUAGGGCAAGUUUCUUCAAUUUAUACCUUGAUUUAAUUACAAAAAAUAUUGCUACCCGUGCUUACCUCGACGAACUGUGAGACUACAUCCUGGCAGGUGCCCAGGCAGUACGAGCUAGGAUUUAUUUCUGUUCUACAGUAAGUGCCCGAAAGGAGACUUUAAGCAGGAACUAAAUCCUGUUACCCUGCCAUUUAUGAUGUGUCAGUAGUCUGGUGCUCUGUGUGUUUUCUAAGCCAUUUUAUCAAAUUUCCUUGAAAUGGAGAACAAAUCACAGCCACCCCCCCACCCCUCCCAAGUACAUAUGCCACGUGGCUUACCUCACAGUUGGUUCUUGUCAUUAAAUUAUCCCACAUUUGUUUUUAUACCUGAACUUGGCUAUUAGGUUGAAGAUUCAACUACGAGGAGUUGGGCUUCAGGGGUGCCUGAUUUUUCUCUUAUAAAUGGCUAAUCAGA